UGCUUUGCUUGUCGAAAACCUGGACAUUCUAUCAAUCGAUGCCCACAAAAUAAAGAACAUGCCAAUAUUUGCUAUAAUUGUGGUAGUACUGAGCAUCGUUUAAAAGAUUGUAAAAAAGCAAGAAAAGGAAGUAAGUAUGAACUUCCUUAUGCAACAUGUUUUGUUUGUAAUGGCGAAGGACAUUUAGCAGGUCAAUGCCCAAAGAAUGAAAAAGGAUUAUACCCAAAUGGUGGUAGUUGCUCAAUAUGUCAUCAAGUAGAUCAUUAUGCUAAAGAUUGU
This is a messenger RNA of Cokeromyces recurvatus, 279 nucleotides long. RefSeq lists its product as uncharacterized. The transcript is spliced from 2 exons. The record is from RefSeq and is a predicted model, not a curated record. NCBI's taxonomy places the organism in Eukaryota, Fungi, Mucoromycota, Mucoromycetes, Mucorales, Mucoraceae. Gene Ontology annotation, molecular function: nucleic acid binding; zinc ion binding. The annotation marks the transcript as partial.